AUGCCAAACCGCAAAGAGGUCCAAGAUCUUAAGCCGUCGCCCAAAACGGGAGGUGGCGAGCCCGCUAAAUCAAGGGUCAGGAUCGGGAGGGCCUGUGAUCGCUGCAAGAUCAAGAAGAGCAAGUGUGAUGGUAACACACCUUGCUCGGCGUGCAUAGCAAGUGAAAGCACAUGCGAAUAUAGUGCGCGACGACGCAGAGAGGCGAGAGACUGGUAUUGGGGUAUGCAGGAUGUGAUCGACGAAGCGCUCCAGAGACUCUACUGGGCAUGUCGCCAAGGCCGCGGCUUCCCAGGAGUGAUUCCAGACGAGAGCAGCGGUCGAGUAUCCACUGAUGCAAUUCUUCGAGGGUUGGGGUUGAGCCCUCCAGCGGUAGACAAUACUCGUAUGGCAGCUAGCCGGUCAGAUUCGGUCUUGGAAACGCAGAAUCCGCUGCACCGUCCACAAUCGUAUCAUCCCCCGGAUUUUCCACCCCCAGAUUUGUCGCGCACCAAGACCGCCUCUUCUGCCGUGACUCGAUCGUCGACGACCGGCGAUGACCGACUCACCUUUGCAGAAGCGACGACUGAUGGUGCCAGCCGAAGAGGGAAACAAACAUCAGCAAUGGAAGUAGACGGCGAAGAGGAGGAGAUGUCUGAUGGCAUCCCGGACAGCCUUCCGGACGGCUUCGCGGAACAAUUCCAGGGGAGUUUGGGUAGCAGUAUCGACCCUGCAAUGCUGCAAGAUGGCCAUGUGGAUUUGACCGCCGGCUCAUUAUACCCAAAUAUGAGUGUUAUGGACUUUGCAGGAAGGGGACGACCCGGGAUGCAGGGUCAGCGGAUGCCCACACAAGCUGCGGCUGGCCAGUUCCAAGUCGACGGUCUACCGGAGGAAACAUUCGGAGCGGGUGGACAACAGCGAUGGCAAGGACGGGGACACGAAAUCGAUGGCAUGCUUCCUUGGCCCGGGAACAUGGCCUCCAUGUACAGGGGGACUAGGCAGGAUGAGGCCGGAGGUGGUUUCGACGAUCAUGUUGACGGAGAACGAUGA
Molecule: messenger RNA, 1026 nt
Organism: Fonsecaea multimorphosa CBS 102226
Lineage: Eukaryota; Fungi; Ascomycota; Eurotiomycetes; Chaetothyriales; Herpotrichiellaceae
Exons: 3
Coding region: 1-1026 (341 amino acids)
Biological process (GO): positive regulation of transcription by RNA polymerase II
Cellular component (GO): nucleus
Molecular function (GO): zinc ion binding; sequence-specific DNA binding; DNA-binding transcription factor activity, RNA polymerase II-specific
Source: RefSeq, a predicted model, not a curated record